Molecule: messenger RNA, 2640 nt
Organism: Durusdinium trenchii
Lineage: Eukaryota; Dinophyceae; Suessiales; Symbiodiniaceae
Source: the annotation of a GenBank genome assembly
AUGCAAUUCUUGACCGGAACAGCAUGCCAUGAUGAAGGAGACUGCGGAAGUCAAGAGAUCACCCAAAAGAGCAACAGGGUAGCAAUAGGAGCUUCAGAGGAGCAGAUCGCCCCAGCUCGAUCAGAUUUGAGAGCUGGAAGGAAAGGGACAAUCAAAAGAGGGCGGCGAAAGGUGAAACGUAAGAGGAAAAAUGCUGAUCAUGGGUCAAGAAGUGAUCAGGCAUCUUUGGAUCAAGUCGAGGUCCAGGAAGAUUCCCCAGAGCAAGAAGAGUUGGAUAAAAAUGAUCAAAGUCUUGUGUCAGAGCACGUGCCUGGUGAGAGCAAGCUCAGCAGUUUUUGGAUGCCUCCACUUGCUCACGAUGAUCAUGACGAUGAUAGUAACAUCAUGAGGAAACGGAUUGUAGAUGGACCACUACCAUGUCCACCUUGUGCAAACUGUCGCCCAGUUUCUGGAUCUUCAGGUCAGCACAUACGUGGAGCGCUAAAAACGAGCAACAACCACACAUUGACAGAUGGUGUCAGGGAACGCAGAGUUAGCAUUGCCACUUCUGACGAAGCCACAGAUGUCAGAGAGGCUCGGUCGACAAAGCCUGUAGCCACCCUUCGGUCAUUGAAUUCUUUCGCUGAGACGGGUCGAAGAGGAUUCAGUUGCUUCGCCCAUUUCCUUCUGUCCUUGAUAGGCGGUGCCCGUCAAACCCAAACAUCGUUCCAACAAGCUGUUGAGGCGUGCCAAGCACGAGAGAGCCGCUGUUGUGUUUAUGUGACCAUCAUAGUGUUUGGACACUUUUGCUCUUUCGCACUGCCUUUGGCCUUCAUUUUUUGUGGGCUGACAUACGUGUACCAGAAAGGGCCACGUGUGGAAGAGAUUGAUGAGUUCUUGAAGCUUCCUGUCAAACAGCCGUACUGGAUGAUUUUGAUCACGAGCAUUCUUGGAGCAGCUUCAACUGCGCUGAUCAUGGGGCCACCUGCAUUCCGGACACUCGAUACAGGAGCUCUGCAGUUUAUCGGAAGAAUGUUCAAACUUGUUUUUACUCUCUACCUCCUGUACAGGACAAUCUACUCCUCAAUCGAGGAUCUAGCGGAGGUGCAGGAAAUUUUUGUGAAAGAAUUUUCACGACACAUCGGCUUGUCAACCCUGCUCCGCACGUUAAUGUUCUCCAUGCUGCAAUCUGGUACGAGCUCUCAGUGGAGAAGAUAUGUGGAUCAGUUCGUUUUGAUGCUGGUGUACAACGACUAUCUCAACUUCAGAAAAGCCCACGACGCAGACUUUUAUAAAAACUGGAGCAAGUAUAUGACACGCGUAAGGGAAGCUGAAGGACAAGGAGAGUUGACCCUGGAAGCUCUGAAAUCAAGGCCCUACAGUGACGAGACAGGUGGAAAAGGGGGCUUUGCACCGUCUGUUCUUGAUCCUAAGCGCUUGGUCUUUUUGAUACAAGAGAUGACCAAUUGCAAUGGGCUGACGGAAAAGCCUCCAUGGGCAAAGCAGCAGGAGGAGGAGUCGUCAGACGUCUCAUGGUGUGACAGACUCUGGUUUGUUUGCCAUUCAGCGAGCAAAGGGGUCUUUACAAUUUACAUUGUGGUGCUCCUUGUCCGUUGCUGGACUUUCGGAUGGUGUGUUGGUACCGUGUACCUCCCCCUCUUCGCCAUCCUUUAUCCCUGGGUGAUUAUCCUUGUGCUAAUCUUUAUGAUUCUUAUGCGACUGUUUGUGGUGGAAUUGCUGCUGAGAAUUCUGAUCAUUCGUCAGAACAACGAAGGCUGUUUGGAGCGAGUGCAAGCUCUAUGGCGACUUUGUUGCUGUUGCGAUGGGGAAUCGAAGCUGAAAGGCUUGACACCAGAAUUGGAAAUUGAAACUCCUGAUGGCAAGCUGGCCCAAAUGAUGUUGUACCACUGCCCUGGGCAAGAUGCAGCCACAAGUGACUCGAGUGUAGUGGAAGAAGGUUACUACUCUACAAAGUACAGGGAGAAGACUUUGUGUUUAAUGACCCUUGCAAAUGCUAUGGCUUCAACAGGCUUUCUCCCUGGGAAUUUCGAUAGAGCAAUAUGGCCUGGUCUCUUGUACACAACGAUCUUGUCAGAGAAAGCAACAGAAGAAGAGUUAAAAAGAAACUACGAAAAAGAAGUGGAGGUGCUCCGCGCUACGGGUAUCACUCGAGAUGGAUGGUGCUACGUCAUUGUCUAUGCUGCUGUUGGCAAAGUCAUGGUAGACUUCAUGGUUGCGGUUCUGUCGCGUUUCAUGGCUGGAGUUGGAUAUUUUGAUUGUCUUGUUGUGACAUUGACGGAUCGCACCUGGCAGAGUUGGAUUGAGCAGUUGAAUCUCAUGGACACGAUGAACCAGAUUAUACAAUGGGACUUGGAGGAUGCAUUGCGGGCAGCGAAGGAGGCCGCGCUAUGGGAGCAACACUCAGAGCUCCUAGAGAAGGCUCAAGCGAUCCUGGAGGCUCUCAAAAAAGAAUCUGGAGGUGACGGAUCAUCUGGAGAAGCAGACACUUCGGCUGAUGCUGAGGGUGAUGCAAUGGAGGAGGAGGCAACUUCUGCUACUGAAGGCGAAGGAGGUCGAGCUGAAGGAGAAGAGGAGUUUGUGCCAAAGAUCCUAAACUUGGACGACGACGAGGAGUUGGUCUUCGAUUUGGGCAUGGGAUGA